Brassica rapa (field mustard) is the source of this 1099-nucleotide messenger RNA. Its product is annotated as probable E3 ubiquitin-protein ligase RHC1A. Gene Ontology annotation, biological process: protein ubiquitination. Gene Ontology annotation, molecular function: ubiquitin protein ligase activity. The record is from RefSeq and is a predicted model, not a curated record. Gene Ontology annotation, cellular component: cytoplasm. NCBI's taxonomy places the organism in Eukaryota, Viridiplantae, Streptophyta, Magnoliopsida, Brassicales, Brassicaceae.
CAAAACACGACCUCUAUAUGAACGGAAUAUGCCUGGCUUAAUUGCUUCAUUCAACCUUCAAAGAUUAUCUAUAAAUGUGCAAGUAUUUAUGUCUGGUGUAUAACAGUUACUUCUUCGAAUCAUGUCAUUGAGUGUGCCAAUAAGACGGACCGAUGGUGCACCCAAUGGCGCAUUCAGGACUUUUGGCCUCUACUGGUGCUACCACUGUCAUCGUACGGUCAGGAUUGCAUCAUCAAACCCAUUAGAGAUCGCGUGCCCUCGAUGCUUAAGGCAAUUCGUUGUGGAAAUCGAGAUGAGACGGCCUCGGGUGACUUUCACUCAUGCCGCUCCACCUUUAGAUGCUUCUCCUGAGACACGCCUUCUCGAAGCUCUGUCCCUCAUGUUUGAUCCUCCAAUCAUAGGUAGAUUCGGUGAAGACCCAUUUCUCAGGGCAAGGUCCAGAAACGUGGAACACGAACCAACAACACCCCUACCGCACCAUCGUCGACGCCACAGCCUUGACAAUGAUAACGAUGGCGGUUUACCUCCACCAAGAAGAACAUAUGUAAUACUACGGCCCACUGAUCCAACCAGUCCACUUGGAAACAGGAUUGAGCCAGCACCACCCAGGCGUAUGAACCCACGUGAUUUCUUUACUGGAGGGUCAGGUUUAGAACAGCUGAUCGAACAGCUAACGCAAGACGAUAGGCCUGGACCACCACCUGCACCAGAACCCACCAUCGACGCCCUACCGACGGUAACGAUCACAUCAAAACAUCUAACCAACGACACGUCCCAAUGCACGGUGUGCAUGGAGGACUUCGUUCCUGGCGGGGAAGCUACCGAACUACCAUGUAAACAUAUAUACCAUAAAAACUGUAUAACUCCAUGGCUAAGGCUUCACAAUUCAUGCCCAAUCUGCCGCCGUGAUCUGCCUCCUCCGGUCAACAACACCGUUACAGAUUCUCAGGAAAGGAGCGAUUCUACUAGAGAAGAGGUACCUGAAAGAAGGCGCCCUAGAUGGAUGCAGUUCUGGAACAUGGGGCCUUCUAGAGCAAGGUAUCAGAGGGUUAGUCCAGAAGAAACAGCGCACAGGAAUACUCGAGGUAACAGGAGCUAA